Molecule: messenger RNA, 1238 nt
Organism: Rosa rugosa (rugosa rose)
Lineage: Eukaryota; Viridiplantae; Streptophyta; Magnoliopsida; Rosales; Rosaceae
Product: E3 ubiquitin-protein ligase MIEL1
Exons: 12
Coding region: 145-948 (267 amino acids)
Biological process (GO): ubiquitin-dependent protein catabolic process; protein ubiquitination
Cellular component (GO): nucleus
Molecular function (GO): zinc ion binding; ubiquitin protein ligase activity
Source: RefSeq, a predicted model, not a curated record
UUGAUGGGGGUGGCUGUCUCUGUCUCUGUCUCUUUGUAAUUGAGGGGAUUCAGACAAACAGAGAAGCCAAACUCCCAUCCUUCCCAAAUCGGGAAACUUCUUCUUUGCUUUGUCUGCAAUUCCCCUUCCCUUCCUCCAACUCUCAUGGAAGGCUCAGGCAAUGAACGUCCCAGUUUUGGGAAGAUGGGUUACGGAUGCAAGCAUUACAGAAGGAGAUGCCAGAUUCGAGCUCCGUGUUGUAACGAGAUCUACCCAUGUCGCCAUUGUCACAAUGAAGCCACGAGCAUGUUGAGCAACCCCUUUGAUCGCCAUGAGCUCGUUCGCCACGAUGUUAAACAAGUUAUUUGUUCAGUCUGUGACACAGAGCAGCCGGUGGCUCAAGUUUGUACCAACUGCGGCGUUAGUAUGGGGGAAUAUUUCUGUGAUAUUUGCAAGUUCUAUGAUGAUGAUACAGAGAAAGGGCAAUUUCACUGUCAUGAUUGUGGGAUCUGCAGAAUCGGUGGUCGUGAACAUUUUUAUCACUGCAAGAAGUGUGGGUCUUGCUAUUCGAUUGGCUUGCGUGAUAAUCACCUGUGUGUAGAGAACUCCAUGCGGCACCACUGCCCCAUUUGUUACGAGUUCCUUUUUGACUCGCUGAAAGACACUACUGUAUUGAAAUGUGGGCACACAAUGCAUUGUGAAUGUUACAACGAAAUGAUAAAGCGGGACAAAUAUUGUUGUCCAAUAUGCUCCAAGUCAGUGAUUGACAUGUCUAGAACGUGGAAGAGAAUAGAUGAAGAGAUAGAAGCAACUGUUAUGCCCGAGGAUUAUCGGAAUAAGAAGGUUUGGAUCCUGUGCAAUGACUGCAAUGACACAACCGAAGUUUACUUCCACAUUAUUGGCCAGAAAUGCAACCACUGCAAAUCAUACAACACCCGCACAAUUGCCCCUCCAGUUCUUCCUCAAUGAUCAGAAGAUGUUUCCCACGAAUAUGUCCAGUCCGGUAGGUGCAGUGAAAGCUUGUACCCUCAAAUGUGCCCUGGAAAGGGGAAAUUGAUUGAUUCAAUUUUUAUCCUCAAUUAAUCAUGUACCAUUGCAUUACGGUUGAUUUAAAAUGAUUGUAAUGUUUUAUGUGUGCAUCAGACUUUUUCCAGGCUAUUUUUCCUCCAAAACCCAUGUAAUCAGUCUUGGGGUUGAUGUAAACAUUAUAUAUACUGUAAUUCUGUUCUGGACUAAUGAAAGUUGAUUCUUGAACUAAA